AAAAUGGAUGAAAACAAUCAGACAGUUGUGUCAGAAUUUAUUCUCCAGGGACUUGUCAACUCAAAGAAUACUCAGGUGUUACUCUUUGUGAUAUUGUUGAUGCUUUAUCUGCUCAUCAUGUCUGGAAAUACUGUCAUCUUGAUCUUAGUAAGCACUGACCGCCGUCUUCUUUCCCCCAUGUACUUCUUGUUGGCCAACCUGUCCUUUACUGAUAUGUGGCUCUCCUCAAACACCACUCCUAAGAUGAUCACAGACUUUCUCAGGGAAAACAAGACCAUUUCCUUUACAGGAUGCAUGUUUCAGGUCUUUUUUUCCCACUGCAUUGCUGCAGGAGAGAUGGUACUUUUGGUGGUAAUGGCUUAUGAUCGCUAUGUUGCCAUCUGCAAACCACUUCACUACAUCACAAUCAUGAACCUGAAGAGAUGCACUGGGUUGGUGUUGACUUCCUGGACAAUUGGAUUUGCACAUGGUAUAAGUCACUUGGCAGUGGUUGUACAGCUACCUUUUUGUGGUCCUAAAAAAAUAGACAGUUUCUUUUGUGACAUGCCCUUGUUAAUCAAGCUAGCUUGCAUAGAUUCACAUGAUUUAAAUACUUCAAUGAAUGUUGAAUGUGGGAUCGUGGCUGUAACCUGCUUUAUACUCUUGAUUAUUUCCUACAUAAAUAUCCUCAUCACUGUUUGCCGGAGCUCUAAAGCUGGUGCAUCAAAGGCAAUGAACACGUGCACUGCACACAUUGCAGUAGUGAUGAUAUUCUUUUUGCCCUGCAUCUUCAUCUAUGCGUGGCCCCUCAGUAUCCCCUGGUUAGACAAAUUUUUUGUUGUAUUUUAUUCUGUUUGUACACCUCUCCUAAACCCAGCCAUUUAUACUCUGAGAAAUAAAGAGAUGAAAAAUGCUAUGAAAAGGUUCAUAGGCAAAUGUCUGGGUCUCAAAGUAAAUUCCUAA
Molecule: messenger RNA, 942 nt
Organism: Arvicanthis niloticus (Nile rat)
Lineage: Eukaryota; Metazoa; Chordata; Mammalia; Rodentia; Muridae
Product: olfactory receptor 4K14-like
Biological process (GO): G protein-coupled receptor signaling pathway
Cellular component (GO): membrane
Molecular function (GO): G protein-coupled receptor activity; olfactory receptor activity
Source: RefSeq, a predicted model, not a curated record